Molecule: messenger RNA, 448 nt
Organism: Anopheles moucheti
Lineage: Eukaryota; Metazoa; Arthropoda; Insecta; Diptera; Culicidae
Exons: 2
Coding region: 140-448 (102 amino acids)
Source: RefSeq, a predicted model, not a curated record
GUUCAUUGUUGCGUCAACAUAAAGAUCCGCUAAAGUACACCGAGUGUGUUUCGCAAGCGAUUGCACUUGUAAUUAGUGUUGUACGUUUAUAUAAAUUUAUUCACAAGAACUGUUUUUUUCUUUGUGAGGGUCUGGUGUAAUGGGAGGUGUUGAUACGAGUGGCUGGAAACCUCGCCGUACGAAGGGUACCGUGAUAUACAACACGCGAAACCAAUUCGCCUGGGUCGUGUUAGCGGCUGGCACCGCGAUCUUUGCAACGUUUUACACCGUCGUGAGCUACAUUGGAGGCGAUGAUCUGAAGCACCGGAUGAGAAGGGAUUUUUACGAAAAAACAGAAGAGGAGAUAGAUCGGCGGAAUUUGAUGCGAUUCAGUUUAAUUGCACCGAAGCGUGGCGACACUAUCCGGAAGUUGCUUGAAGCAGAAAAAGAAGAGCAGGCUAAGAAGUAG